AUGAAACAUCGAGUGCUGGUGACCUCUGUUACUGACUGUAUCUUAAACGGCGCCAUCCGUGUCGUCACUUCAAGCAGCAAACGUUUGUACCUGAAGGUCUAUAUGCUAGCAAUGCAAGGGGAUGGGAUUUGUCUGCCAGGCUUUGAUGUCUACCAUCGUCUUCCAAUAAAUUGCUGGCCUCAACUGACUCAAAUCCCGGACUGUCCAGAAUCCGGGACAGGUGGCGACCCUAUGUACAACCUACGUGUUGUGUUCCUCAACAACCAAGCAGCCUCGUCUGUCCUUGAACGCUCAAGAAGAGCAAAUUCAUUAUGGGAGGAGGUGAGGCCAGGAAACAUGGAACGGGAGUGUGUGGAGGAGUUGUGCGACUACGAGGAGGCCAGAGAAAUCAUAGAGUCAGAUGAUGCCACGAAAAUUUUCUGGCAACGGUAUCAAUCAUGUGAACCACAGAAGAAGCCGCCCAGGGAGACAUUGCUUACCUGCCUGGAAGGUGAGACCUUCUGUGACUGUGCAUCUGGCCUCGGGCAAAAUUACAGAGGGGUCCUCAGUGUCACCAGAUCUGGAAGAGAGUGUCAGUACUGGGCCAGCAAGUUUCCACACCUGACGAAGGUGAAUCCAACCACUCAUCCCGACAAAAACCUGACGGAGAACUAUUGCCGAAACCCUAAUGACAACCCACUUGGUCCAUGGUGUUACACAAAAGACCCUGAAAAGCCCACAGAGGAGUGUGCUGUGCUAGUAUGUGGUACAAAAAAAACCACAGUUGAGCCAAUCGUACUAGUAAAACAGGGGCCUGCACAGACACAGGACGUAUCAUGUGAACCAAACCGCGGAUUACAAUACGAGGGGAAUCUGUCGGUUACCGUGUCAGGACUGCCAUGUCUCCCCUGGAACUCAGCAGAGGUGGAGCUGCACAGCCACAAGGAUUUCCGUAAAGACGUUGUACUAAAGGAAAAUUAUUGCAGGAACCCAGACAACGAUGAUGAGGGAGUGUGGUGCUAUGUAUCUCACCCCAACCAGACGUUUGAUUAUUGCAGCGUAAAUUAUUGUGACAGUCCUGUAGAUGAAGAAACAACCUCUGUCAUAGGGGGACGCACAGACACGGUACAACACCAGACUUUCUUUGAUGAGAAGAGUUUUGGCAAGGGAGAGGCAGUGUGUGGACAGCGGCCUCUCUUUGAACCCAAGAAAGUGAGAGACAAGGGAGAGGACGAGUUGAUAGCGUCCAUGCAGGGUCGUAUUGUGAAGGGAGAGGACGCCGAACGGGGCAGCGCACCUUGGCAGGUGAUGAUCUUUAAAAAACAGCCACAGGAGCUGCUCUGCGGAGCCAGUCUUAUAAGUGAUCAGUGGAUACUCACGGCAGCUCACUGCAUCUUCUACCCUCCAUGGGAUAAGAACUUCACGGUGGAUGAUCUGCUGGUGCGCAUUGGAAAGCACAAUCGGCAAAAGUAUGAAAAGCCAGACGAAAGAAUUCUACAGCUUCAGCGCAUUAUCGUUCACCAAAAAUACAACUGGAAGGAAAAUCUUGACCGAGACAUCGCACUCAUGCAGUUGAAAAGACCUCUGAUCUUCACCAACUACAUCCACCCUGUGUGUCUGCCCACCAAGGAUAUUGUACAAGCACUUUUUCAGUCAGGAUACAAAGGUCGAGUGACAGGUUGGGGGAAUCUUCAGGAAACGUGGAGCUCCGGCGGUCCUAAACUCCCAACCCUCCUACAGCAGAUCAACCUUCCCAUUGUGGAGCAGGAGACGUGCAAAGCCUCCACCAAGAUUAAAGUCACAGAUAAUAUGUUCUGUGCAGGUUACAAACCAGACGAUAACAAAAGAGGAGACGCAUGUGAAGGAGACAGCGGUGGUCCCUUUACCAUGAAGGACCCGGUCAGCAAUCGCUGGUACCAAAUGGGAAUAGUGUCCUGGGGUGAAGGCUGUGACCGCGAUAACAAGUACGGCUUCUACGCACAUGUGCACCGUUUGCGGAAAUGGAUUAUGAAGACCGUAGAACAAAAUGCCAGUUAAUAUGCCUACUGUAAGAAAGUCAAAUCUCCCGGCAUCCGUUACUGAACUGUGCAAGGAAGAGCACUGAUCUACAAUGCACCAUCCUGUGUCUUCUCAGCGCAUUGCAGCUCAACAUCCCCCAAUAGUAUAUUUGUGCAUGUCAAUAAAGUGAUGUAAUCACCUC
This is a messenger RNA of Nanorana parkeri, 2179 nucleotides long. It is a transcript of the gene F2, whose product is annotated as coagulation factor II, thrombin. Gene Ontology annotation, molecular function: calcium ion binding; serine-type endopeptidase activity. Gene Ontology annotation, cellular component: extracellular region. NCBI's taxonomy places the organism in Eukaryota, Metazoa, Chordata, Amphibia, Anura, Dicroglossidae. The transcript has 16 exons. The coding region runs from base 1 to 2016 and encodes 671 amino acids. The record is from RefSeq and is a predicted model, not a curated record. Gene Ontology annotation, biological process: proteolysis; platelet activation; blood coagulation.